Zea mays is the source of this 1156-nucleotide messenger RNA. RefSeq lists its product as uncharacterized. The record is from RefSeq and is a predicted model, not a curated record. Bases 345 to 923 code for a protein of 192 amino acids. The transcript is spliced from 2 exons. Lineage: Eukaryota; Viridiplantae; Streptophyta; Magnoliopsida; Poales; Poaceae.
AUUCUAGUACAUUAAAACACUCCCUAAGCUUAACGCUCCAAGUUUAUUUUUCAACCGUCCAUGACCGCCAUGUCGGACUCGGACUACGGAGCAACCGGCUAUAUGAAUCAGCAACCGCCGGUGCGGCACGCCUCACACCUGUCACCGCACCAGUCGAAAGCUCUCCUGCGAAGAAUCUAAAACCAAAUCGGCGAGCCCCCAGUGGCGCCCACCGAAUGAGCGGGCGCUUGUGCAUAUAUGAGCUCUCGCUCCGGCAAAUCUUCCUCUUCUUGUCUUGUCCAGUGAGGUGAAGCUUGUAAAAUCGGACGUGAGCUACUGCUGCCCUGUCGUUAUUCUGCUCAAAGAUGCCUCCUCACGCGCCGCCGGCUGAUCAAAAGGCCUGGCCGAGGCAGAGACACGCGGAGAAGGCGGCGGGGGCGCCGGCACCGCGGGAGCCGCUCGUGCAGCGGCGGGCGUCGUUCCACGCGCGCUGCACGCCUGAGAAGGAGCAGCAGCGAGACCACCUGAUGAGACAGAAGCCCCGGACGCAUCCGGACCUGCUGGCCGGCGUCAGGGAGCGGGGCUUCCGGCGAGCGGGCGUCCACGGCGGCAACGCUACUGCCGCCGCCGUCCCGUGGGGCAGGAGGGCGGCGCCGAGCAAGGCGCUGGUGACCGUCGCCGUGCAUCGGAGCAUGUGGCCGCUGCACGUGAUGGCGAGGGCCGAGUGGCGCGUCGCGGACCUGGUCGCGGCCGCGGUGGAGCUCUACGUCAAGGAAGGACGGCGGCCGCCGCUGCCGUCCGCCGACCCCUCGGCGUUCGGGCUCCAUUACUCCCAGUUCAGCUUGGAAAGCUUGGACCCCGGGGAGAAGAUCAUGGAGCUUGGGAGCAGGAGCUUCUUCCUCUACCGCAGCAGUAGUUGCGGCUCGCUCUACGCGUCCAGCUAGCAACUGAAGCCGGCAAGGCCACGCCCACCUCUGCCGACAGGCCAAACAUGCUACCACCAAUCCACCAUGGUAGCUUUGUAGAAUACACUACUUGUCUUACGACCUCCGAUCCCUCUCUAGAUUCAUAGAUUGUGCAUACAUUUGUACUUGACCACCUUGCCAAAUUUAUUGAAUUAAUGAUCGAGCAGGUAGAUGCCUUGGUAUUCCUGCAUCCUUUUUUCCAAAAUUCAAAA